AUGGCCGCCGCUGCAGCGAGGUGCCUGCUCUUGGUUGCCGUUGCUUUGGCCCCGCUGCUCGCCGGCGUUGCGGGUGUCCAGCUAUCGUCGAGGUUCUACGACAGGAGAUGCCCGAAGCUGCAGACCAUCGUGCGGUCGGCGGUCGCGCAGGCUGUGGCGACGGAGCCACGGAUGGGAGCGUCCAUCCUCCGCCUGUUCUUCCACGACUGCUUCGUCAAUGGUUGUGACGCGUCGAUCUUGCUUGACGACACGGCGAGCUUCACCGGCGAGAAGAAUGCCGGGCCGAACGCCAACUCGGUGCGCGGGUACGACGUUAUCGACGCCAUCAAGACCCAGGUUGAGGUGGCUUGCAGCGCCACCGUCUCCUGCGCCGACAUCGUCGCCCUCGCCGCACGGGACAGCGUCAACCUGCUUGGCGGGCCGACGUGGACGGUGCAGCUGGGCCGCCGCGACGCGCUGAACGCGAGCCAGAGCGCGGCCAACUCCAACCUCCCAGGACCAGGGUCCAGCCUCGACACCCUAAUCACGAUGUUCGGAAACAAGGGGCUCUCGCCGCGGGACAUGACGGCGCUCUCCGGCGCGCACACGAUCGGGCAGGCCCGGUGCACCACCUUCCGCGACCGCAUCUACAGCGACGCCAAUGUCAACGCCACGUUCGCGGCGCUCCGGCAGCAGACGUGCCCGCAGACCGGCGGCGACGGCACACUCGCGCCCAUCGACGUGACGACGCCGGACACGUUCGACACCGCUUACUUCGAGAACCUUGCGAGCAGGCAGGGACUGUUCCACUCGGACCAGGAGCUCUACAAUGGCGGAUCGCAGGACGUGCUGGUGCGGAUGUACAGGCGCAGAGCGAGUACGUUCUUCGCCGACUUCGCCAAGGCGAUGGUGAGGAUGGGCAACCUCGCGCCGUCGGCAGACACGGCCACGGAGAUUAGGUUGGACUGCAAGAAGAUCAACUGA
Lolium rigidum is the source of this 963-nucleotide messenger RNA. Its product is annotated as peroxidase P7-like. The coding region runs from base 1 to 963 and encodes 320 amino acids. Gene Ontology annotation, biological process: hydrogen peroxide catabolic process; response to oxidative stress. Gene Ontology annotation, molecular function: peroxidase activity; heme binding. The transcript has 3 exons. Lineage: Eukaryota; Viridiplantae; Streptophyta; Magnoliopsida; Poales; Poaceae. The record is from RefSeq and is a predicted model, not a curated record.